CGGGGCGGGCGUUCCUCCCCCGAGGUUGAAGCAACAACCCAAGCUCAUCGGGGGGCCUGGCCGGUCUUCUGAUUCCUGCACCGCGGGGAUUGGACUAGAUGACUCUGGGGGUCCCUUCUAAAUCCCCCGUUCUUCUGUGUACCCUCUUUCCCAUUCCAGCCAGAGGUGACUUUAGGACUAGUGUUUGCCUCUCACCCAGGCUAUGCAUGAGCGUCCGCGGGAAUUUUCCCGAAGGUGGGGGAGCGCAAAGUAAAUGCUCGCUAGCACCGGAGAACGUUUCUCGUAAACCACAUUUUCCUUAGAAAAUAAAAACAGCAGGGACCCCACAAAAUCUCAAGGAGGAUUCUUUGGAAACAUUUCUAGGGUCACCGUUUGAUCAUGUAACUUUUCUCUCUCCUCUUUUAAUGCUGUCACAUCCAGCUGCACCACAUCCGCUUGCUUCUUAACCUCACAGUUCUCCUCAGAUAAUUUCCCAUCUGCCUCCUCCACAGAGACUGUUAUUUUAGUUGACUUAGAGAUCAAGAGGCCAAGUGGAAUUAUGGUGAGCUCUGAGUUGGGUGGCAUUUGGGGAGUUGAGGUCAAGACAGGAAAUGUCAGGAAAUGACACUCACCUUUUCCACUGAAAUAUUUCACAGGUGCUGACUAGAGCUGGGGGGUGUCAGCUGCAUCCCUGUAUGAGUCUCUGCCUUGCUGGUCUUCCAGAGCCAGUGCUGGCCUCCUUCCCUGUCAGCUUUUUUGAUAUGCUUUGAGUAUAGUGCCCCCUUAUGGGUGGGCAGUAGCAGAGCCCAAGGUCUUCUGUUCCUCUGCGGUGUCUGUUAACGGGCCCUUCUCUCUCUGUCACUGCCAGGAAGUUCCAACCUUGAAGCGGUAAAUACUGAGAAUUUAGUCCAGCGCCAGGAGGUACAAAAAAUGAAGCUGUUGGAAAACUCUAGUUUUGAAGCCCUAAACUCCCAGUUGACGGUGGAAACAGGAGAUGCACACAUCAUUGGCAGGAUUGAGAGCUACUCUUGCAAGAUGGCCGGUGACGACAAGCACCUCUUCAAGCAGUUCUGCCAGGAAGGGCAGCCCCACGUGCUUGAGGCCCUGUCCCCACCUCAAACCACCGGGAUCAGCCCCAGCAGGCUCAGCAAGAGUCAAAGUGGCGACGAGGAGGGCCCACUCAGCGACAAAUGCAGUCGGAAGACCCUCUUCUACCUGAUAGCCACCCUCAACGAGUCCUUCCGUCCUGACUACGACUUCAGUGCUGCCAAGAGCCACGAAUUCAGCCGGGAGCCGAGUCUCAACUGGGUCGUCAACGCUGUGAACUGCAGCCUCUUUUCUGCUGUGCGGGAGGAUUUCAGCGCCUUGAAGCCCCACCUGUGGGACGCUGUGGACCAGGAGAUCUGCCUCUCGGAGUGUGACAUCUACAGCUACAACCCGGACCUGGACUCGGACCCCUUUGGAGAAGAGGGCAGCCUGUGGUCCUUCAACUAUUUCUUCUACAACAAGCGGUUGAAGCGAAUCGUCUUUUUCACCUGCCGUUCCAUCAGUGGCUCCACAUACCCUCACCCCGAAGCGGGAAAUGAGCUGAACAUGGAUCUGAGCGAGGAUGAUGCGGAGGAGGAGGAGGCAGCCGGCCGCUGCGACGAGGACGGGGCCAGCAUCGAGGAGGAUAGGAGACAAGUGAUCUGCAUGUGACUUCUUGGGCUCUUUUGCGCCCCCUCUGAAGACGGCUCCUCCAGCGUGUUCCCCCAGACUAGCCCAGCGUUGCGUUGCUCUGCCUAUUGGCCCUGUGGUUGCUGCCUGACCAGCUGGUGCCUCCAGACUCCCAAGGAUGCUGCCAGCCAGUCCCUUUGUCUGCCUGCAGGCUUUGGCACCCCUGCAGCACUGGAAACUUUGUCCAGCCCCCGAGAAGCACUUUUCUGUUCCAAGUGGCGUCAGAGCAAAUGCCCUCCGUUCAUCUGCAGCAGCAGCAGCAGCAGCAGCCACCAUGGUGAGGAGGCUGCACCUGUCUGGGUUUGGGGCUGUGCCUCUCUUUCCUCAGGACGCUGGACCCGCUCAGACUGACCCUCCCUGGAGAUUUGUCCGUCAGUUUCAAGUGUCUGUGGGCCCCUUUUUGCCCCAGAGUUGGCCUCUGCUGACUUCCAGAUGCUACAACCUGCUAAAGACUGCACAACAUGCAGAAGCUGGAUUUCCUGAUGGUGGCAUCUCCCCCUCCCUUGUUUUUGGCUGCAAAAGACAUUGGUGCCGAGUGUCCUGGACUGGCAGAAGUCGGGGUUUGAGCACCUUGGUAGUUUGGCUGCUUUGCUUUUCCCCAAGAGCUCAUAGAGUUUUAUUUUUGUAUUCCGGCCCAAACCUCUGUGCUCGUGUCUCCCCCAUCCACCCUCCCUGCGCCCUUUCCUAUGCCAGCCUCCUUCCACCUUUCAGGCUCCACUCCGUAGCCCAACGAACUCAUUUCUGGGUUGAUAGGAGGGAGUGCCUGGUACCUCCUCUGCUCAAGAGCUGAAGGAACAUUGGCGCUGGCAGAGCAGAAGGGGGCUGCUCUCAUUCCCUUGCCAUCGUAGUAUGGGGCUGUGAAAGUGGCCCCCCCUUUCUCGCUCCCCCCUUUCUCUUGCACUGACUUGGAUUCCCUCGGGGGGGGGGGGUGUCUUGCCGUCUUUUCUGCAGUCUUGUGGUCUGAUUCCAGAGGGCUAUGGCUGUAGGGGCCUCUAUCCUUCGGCUUCUCAUCUGGGCAAAAUCACUCCAGGCCCACCAUUUGGAGCAACCUGCCGAGAACAACAGGCCUGGUCCCCUGUUCACCACCCCUCUGCCAAAAGGUUGGGUUGAGAAGGAGCCUGCCUUUGGUCCCCUUGAGACUUCCCCGCAGCUGUUUCCCCCUGCUUCCCUUGCCCCUGUGCUAGGCAGCAAGUGAUUUUGGAGCACCCCUUUGCCUCUUUCCCUUUAGAUCCACUGGCCUGUUUGCCACCUCCUGUUUAACUCUGUUGCCUAGCAAUUUUAUUGUUGCAGUUAUAAACGUUUUUCUCUCUGCGA
This is a messenger RNA of Zootoca vivipara (common lizard), 3009 nucleotides long. The record is from RefSeq and is a predicted model, not a curated record. NCBI's taxonomy places the organism in Eukaryota, Metazoa, Chordata, Lepidosauria, Squamata, Lacertidae.